Molecule: messenger RNA, 1445 nt
Organism: Cucurbita maxima (winter squash)
Lineage: Eukaryota; Viridiplantae; Streptophyta; Magnoliopsida; Cucurbitales; Cucurbitaceae
Product: proline-rich protein 4-like
Exons: 2
Coding region: 100-1143 (347 amino acids)
Source: RefSeq, a predicted model, not a curated record
UUCAUCUGUUUCAUUUCUUGUACACUGCCCCGAAGCUCAUAGCUGCUGCUCGAUCUCGGGAGAGUUGGUUUCGGGUCAGAUUUGGCAUUGUGGUUCACCAUGAGGAAUCCUUCUCUUUUUGGAAGGAUACCCUUGUUGUGCUUCUUCUUGGUGUCAUUUGUAUUUGCUGCAACCUUGUGCUAUGCUGAUGUGAAGACGGUCGAGGUCGUUGGCAUUGGCGAAUGUGCUGGCUGCAAGGAGAGUAACAUCAAAACUAGCCAUGCCUUGUCAGGACUAAAAGUAGCCAUAGCUUGCAAAUCAAGUGAUGGCCACUUCAAAACAAGAGGAAUUGGAGAGCUAAACGACGAAGGACAGUUCAAAGUAUUGCUUCCAAAUGCCAUUGUGAAAGAUGAAAAAUUGAAGGAAGAAUGCUAUGCACAGCUUUACAGUGCAUCAGCCACCCCUUGCCCUGCCCAUCAUGACCUUCCCUCCUCUAAGCUCAUUUUGGUGUCCAAAUCAGACCAGACACACACCUUUGGGCUCUCAGGUAACCUCAAGUUUUCACCUCAAACUUGCACAUCAGCCUUCUUGUGGCCAUUUUUCAAGUACCCUCCCCUCCCAAACUUCCCUCACUUUCCUUUGCCUCUCCCUCUAAUCCCCAAGUUUCACCAUCCAUACUUCAAACACUUUGUUCACCCAUUCUACAAAAAACCAACUCCACCACCGGUUCCCAUUUACAAGAAGCCUAAUCCUCCUCCUGUCUACAAAAAACCCCUUCCACCGCCGGUUCCUGUUUACAAAAAGCCUCUUCCGCCACCGGUUCAUGUGUAUAAGAAACCACUUCCACCGUCUGUCCCUGUUUACAAAAAGCCUCUUCCUCCGGUUCCUGUGUAUAAGAAACCACUUCCACCACCGGUUCCUAUUUACAAGCCUCCCAUCCCAAAGAUCCUACCGCCACCUAGUCCCAUUCCAUUUUUGAAGCCAAAACAUCCCUUCUUCAAGCAUCUACCUCCCAUUCCAAAGAUACCCCAUCAUCCUUUCCUUAAGAAGCCAUGGCCUCCUAUUCCUCACUUCCCUCCUCUUCCCAAUUUCCCACCAAAGUACUUCUCCCACCACAAGUUUGGAGGUUUCCCUAAACACCCACCUUCUGCUUCUCAUCAUUAGCCUGUUAUUGCCUUCAACAUGGUAUUGUGCAGUGGAGGUUUAGUCACUUUCAGCUGCUGCAAAUAAAGCUCCAGUUUCUGGCAUAGAAAUGGAAUCAAAUCAGUGAGUGUUAAAAGGAGCAGGACUGAACUGUUGUUUGUUUUGUUUUUACAUUUAAACUUAGAUUUGUGUGGAUUGUUAAGAUUGUUGUGAUUCUGUAAAUUUAAUGAACAAUUUUUCGUUCAGAAAAUUGUACUCUCAGAUUCUUGCAUGUUCUUUAUUUCAGAAAUGGAAAUGAAAAGGCACAAAUGCUUCAAUACUUU